CUAAUUAAAGCACCUGCCGGGAAGAGGGGAUCGGAACCUGGAGCCCGGGGAAGGUGGAUCUCCCGCAUCACAAUAGAGGACGACGAGGCAGCCCGGACCACCGCCACGAGCUGUGCUGGAGCUGCAGGAGGCGCCGCUAGCAUGUGUGCUGUACAAGUAAAGCUGGAACUGGGUCAUCGAGCCCAGGUUAGGAAGAAACCAACACUUGAGGGUUUUACCCAUGAUUGGAUGGUAUUUGUCAGAGGACCAGAGCACAGUAACAUUCAGCACUUUGUGGAGAAAGUUGUAUUUCACUUGCAU
This is a messenger RNA of Staurois parvus, 300 nucleotides long. The record is from the annotation of a GenBank genome assembly. NCBI's taxonomy places the organism in Eukaryota, Metazoa, Chordata, Amphibia, Anura, Ranidae.